GACGCGGUAACACACGGCUGGGCCGGAGGCCGCUGCUCUCGUGCCGAGGGCCGGCUGCCCUGCUGUGUCGGGCCCGCUCCGGCCGCGUGCAGGGCGGGGGCUCUUGCAGAAGCCAGGGCGAGCUGAACUCGAACGGGCUCGCGCCUGCCUGCCGAGGUUCAAAGGCUUCAGCCUCCUGUGGCUGCGCAGCUCCCGAGUCCCUUCAGAGGCGCCUGGGCUUCCCCGGGCCGGACCCGGCGCCUUUUGAGCGCCCUCCGCUCCCGCUGACUGCGCUGAGGGUGUCAGGCCCGUGGGGCUCGGGUCUUUGCUCAGAAGAAGGAAAUGUCAGCUCAGAUUUAAUGCAGUCAGUGGCGUGCAUGGCUGUAAAAUAACGGACAGUCAAAUUGUGUGAAGGGUGGUCGCUGUGUAGGUCCCAGGAUAGGAGAGAGAGGAAGGUUAAGUCUUUGGUCAUAAUACAAUGGAUGCACAAACCAGAAAAAUGGCUCAGUUAUUGGACAAUGAUCAGUUCUUGGAAAAAGUAGGUGUAAGCGUGGGAUCUGGCACAGUUCCGGUGAAAGGCCGACCAUCCUGGCAUGAUAUUACAAUAACAGAUUUGGAGCCCGAUAAUGGAUUACUGGUUACACACAUCAACCAGACACAAGACCUGCUGAGAGUGCAAAAGAGGAAAAUGCGAUCCAGUGAGGUGCAAACCACAGAAGAAUGGCUAAGAAACCACAGUUUAGAAUCCAUGCAAUUAACAUUAGAAGAUCUCCUAAAGAAGGGCAAUGUUGUUUUGAAUGCAAGAAACGCCACAGAACAGAUAGAGUUUGAUGCCAAGACAGUUGUUAAUUUUGAAUCCAAGCUGUCUGAAGCAAUUGAACUUUAUCACCAGCGAAUUCAGUGGCUGUUGGAGGACAGCAGAAAGGUGUUUGGCCUUAUAAAAGGGAACAAAGUUGGACUCCUGGUUGAUGUAUCUGAUAUAAGUUGCGGACCUCGACUAUUUGAGUUCCAGAAAGACCUUUUGUGUCUAAUAGACGAACAGCUGUGUUAUAAGAAGCAGUUAUAUUUCCUCUCCUUUGGUACUGAGAUUUCAUCUCUGUGGGAGAAUCCAACAAACAUCAACGUGCGCGUCCUAGAUGAAGCAAGACAGUGGGUGCAGGAGCUGCAACCCAGUGGAGGCUGCAAUUUGCUGAAAGCUUUAAAGAAGGUCCUUACAAUGAGGGAACUGAAUUCAUUGGUUCUUAUUGUAGGAAGCUGCCCUGAUCAGUCUUCGGAAAUAUUGUGUGACUAUAUUCAGCAAUGUACCUUGGGGAGAAAGCUGCUGAUACACACCAUUACAUAUGAGUGUAGCAGUCAUGUUCCUCCUGCUGUUUUAAAGAACCUUGCGAAAGUUGUUGGAGGCCGUUAUCACUGCUAUUCUUCAAAGAGUGAGAAUUACGAUAGUAGUGAUAUUUAUCUGCUACUUUGUGAAUCCCAGAAAGCCAAGAACGUUCUCAGCAGCAUCAAAGAAACUUUCCAAGGAAGGAUUGGUGAUUCAGUUAUUGGUAGAGUACAAGAUAUUUCCACAGUAUUUACCAAAUUAACGCCUGCUAGUUUGCUACCCAAGCCUCCAAAGCAUGAAGGACCUCUUGUUGUACAAAUGCCGAGCUUCCUGGCCAAAACCUCUGCAGGCUGGUUAAAGACAAAUGGAUUGAAAGCCAAGAAGUUAAGCCUUUAUCAAGUUUUGGCUCCUAAUGCUUUUUCACCUGUGGAAGAAUUUGUGCCUAUUCUUCAGAAAACAGUGUCAUCAACUCUGCAUGAGAAAGCAAUGAUGCAGUUUGAAUGGCAUGAUGGGACUGUGAAAAAUGUUCACGUGGACCCACCAAUAUUAUAUGACUAUCAGAAACAGCUUGAUAGAAUGGUGAGAACGUAUGAGAGGCGAAUAGACUGGCUUUCUAUGGCUAGUAGAAGAAUAUGGGGAACUGUUUGUGAACUGAGGGUUGUUAUACUUGUUGAUAUCUCUGUAACAAAUUCCUUGUACAUCAUUCAUAUCCAACAUUCCUUGCGACUUUUACUUGAAGAACAAAUGUCAAACAAGGAUUUCUUCAAUAUUAUAGCAUUUGGAAGUGACAUCAAGUCUUGGAAACCAGAAAUGGUUCCUUGUAAUCCAGAAAAUUUACAAAGUGCCUGGAGGUGGGUGUUGAGCCUGCAGUGCAAAGGCAGUAGAAAUUUCAUGAGUGCUCUAAGAAGAGCAGUGGAAGUAGACCUCAAAGAUAAAGACAAACAUGUAUCUCAAGGACUUUAUCUGCUUACCACUGGAGUUCCUGACCAGGAGAUGCAUGCAGUUAGUACUUACGUGGCUGAUGUCUGUGGCGGUUGUGAUUUGCAGCUUCAUGUCUGUGUGUUCAGUAUAAAUGGUUUUGACCCCAAUGGCAUUAUUCCAUCUCGUUAUGCCAGUCCAAAUGAAACCGCCAGCACGUUUAGAGAAAUAGCACAUGCUGCCAAUGGAAGGUUUCAUUGGUUUGGAGAAACAGGUAUUUAUGAAAGUGAUGAUAUCAGUAUUAUUGUAUCUGAAAUGGAAAAAGCAGUCAACUACUCCCAAAAGUGUGCCUUGCUGGUGGAAUCCUUAAAGCAACGUUCAGGAACUCAGUUGGUUAAUCAGUUUAUCCCAGAAGAAGACUUAAAGAUGCUCUUAAAAAGGAAAAGAACUAGAGCACAGAAAUUGCUGCCUCCUAAACCUACAGCUCUCACUCUGGCUAGAAUGAAUAUCAAAGACAAUCAUGAGGGGGGAAAAAAUGCUGCCUUAAAAGCUCUGACAUGGCGUCCAACUAGUGCCAAAGCAGAAAUCCCACCACCUCAGCCGAUAAAAGAAUGGACUCAGACUUCUGUGAAAAAGAAAUAUAAAUCAAGAAAACAGUCACAGAUCUCCCUCUCAGUAUUUUAUAUUGACAAAGGAAAAAAUGUGGGUGCAGUUUACAGAAAGUAUCCAAAGAAAAAAAGUAUGAGGAGGUCUGUUCCUGUUGCUACACUGCCAAAGGAAGAGGAAAUAUGUUCAAGCAAAGAGUGGUUGAACAAGUACAGUAUAAAAAAGUUGAAGUUAGAGUUGCCCAGAAUUAUGUUUGGUCCCAACUGUGUUCACCAGAAGAAAAAGGUGGAGUCUUUGCACAAGAAAGUGUCAGCAAAAUACUGUACCAUUUUUCCCAGUGUGGAAAUCAAUGGUAUUGUGAAACACCUACAGUUUCAGCCUAAGGAACUAGAAGACUAUGUUGAACAAAUGGAGAGGGUGUUAUGUUGCUAUAUACGAAGAAUACAGUGGCUUCUUUCAGGAAGCCGGCGAUUAUUUGGCACCAUUUUGGAGACAAAAGUAUGCAUCUUGAUUGAUACAUCUGGUUCCAUGGACCCUUAUUUGCAACAGGUCACAAAAGAGCUUACCUCCCUCAUCUGGGAACAGCUAAGAAAGAAUAAUGCUAGGUUUAACCUGCUGAGAUUUGCAGAAGAUAUAGACACUUGGCAGGAGUUUCUUGUAGAGGCUACAGAUGAAACAUGUCAUGAUGCUGUACAAUGGGUGUCAAAAUUCCAAGCUCAUGGCAAUACAUGUGUCCUUAAGGCUUUGCAGAAAGCUUUCUGUUUUCAAGAUCUAGAGGCACUGUAUGUUCUGACUGAUGGAAAGCCAGAUACCAGCUGUAGUCUCAUUCUAAAAGAAGUUGAAAAGAUUAGAAAGAAAGAAACUAUUAAAAUCCACACCAUUUCUUUUAACUGUUCAGACAGAAGAGCUAAUGAAUUUCUGAAGAAGCUGGCCUCUCAAACAGGAGGACGCUACCAUCGCUGUAUUGGAGAUAUGGAUGGACAGUUAGCAGCACACAGAAUGUUGACAGAAGGGUUUGAUGAUGAUGAUGAUCCAGUUUUUCCUUUCUUCGAAGGAGAUGAUUUAAAGAAACUUGCUCAAGAAGUAGCAAAAGCCAGAAGCUUUUUAAUGCAAGCAAAAUCCUUUAGGUUGCUAUUAGAAAAAUGGAAUUUGGACCAAAAGGACAAUUCUUUUUUAAAAAAAAAUCCUCAGGUAACCAGUCAGUACAAAACAAGUCAUUGAUUGUAUAUUUUUAUAAGGAUGUUAUUUCAAAUUAGAAUCCCGUAUUUUCCAACUUUGAAGAGAGUCAUUGCUUAAUGUAAAUAGCUAUUCAUUCCAGCCGUUUUAGUGUUUAGCUCAGUUAGCUUAGCAGCAUGUAACAAAUACAUGCACAAGGAAGUUCACAGGUUGUAAUGUGUUUUGGGAGGAUGAAAAGUGCUAUACAGACACAUGUUUUUAUUAAUUAAGGGCUCCAUGCUUCAGAAAGAAUUAAUAGCAAAGCUCUUUUGGAGGCGUAGUAACCAAUAUUACGUGUUUUUGCUUUAAUAAAAAGAGAUUCUAGUACAUGUCUCUUGGUAACGUGACUAUCAGGUUAUAAAAACUUUGAAUAGUCAAGUACAGUGUACAUGGGUAUCAUCAGCAUCCAGGUAUAGUGGGGUUCAGACAAAUGGAUUCCAAGAUAAAAAUGAGAGCACUGUUUACCAAAAUUUUAAAUGAACCAAAGAUGCACUGUUCAAGCAUGUAUUAACUUAGCUGCUUCAAUGCAGCUCUUCCCUGCUUCAUUUAAUAUGCUAUUUUAAUAGGCAUGCAUUGAGUAAGGAAACCCUUCUUCACUUGAUGUGACUUCAGUGGGACUACUCAUAUGUUAAAAGUUAUGUACUAUCUCUGUACUUAAUUUGUGCAUAUGUUUAGGUGCUUUGCUAGGUCAGGGCUGUGACAGAGGUGAAGACUUUCUGCCAGUUGAAGCCUGCAGCCUGGACAGUAAAUCAGGCCCAGAAUGCACAUACAGUUCAACUUUUGUAAGCAUGGGGAAAUAAUAAGUUUGGAUAAUAAGGGUUUUGAAAAAUUAAGCAAAUUUGCAAUGUAAAUAAUUGAUAAAAUGGGGAUACAACUGUUUAUCCUAACUGAGGUCCAGAACAUUUUUUUAAACUGUAUUAUUGUAAUAAGAAUUGCUUCAAUUAAUUGGCAUUGUAUGUUGAGCCUCUUAUUUGGUUUUGUUUUUUUACGGUUAUUUUAACAGACUCCAGAUAUUAUCCUUGAUGGGUAAAAGAGAUGGUCUAUCAUCCUAAAAAGAAAAUUAUUACCAACAUCUUUAUAUAGUGAUGUCAAGAAACAACUGUUUGCACAGAAAAAAAAAAUAAAGCCUAAAGUUGAAGAGAAUGCAUUUGCCAAAAAUUUUGCAAAUAACCAUUUUCACUUCUUGCUUUAAAUUUUCUCUUUGCUGCCAUCACAAGUAGGGAGGAAAGAUUAUUCUAGAAAUCAGCAGAUCCACAAGUAAGCAAUACCCUUUCAUGCUGAUAAAAUCCAGCUGAAUUCACUAUGGGUCCAAUUCAGCUGUCAACUAAAACCAGGGAGAGACUAUCACUGACAUCAGUGGUAGUUUGUUCAGAAUUCUUUGGUAACAGAGAGAGACUGAACAUGUGUUCACAGGAGUCUUGUGAGAAUAUGCAAUUCAAACUAUCUGCACGGUUCUGAGAGAUGCAGAAUUUUCCAGCAAUUACAUAAAACAUGCACAUCUAGCUACCAAACCCAGGCACCAAGGAUGGAAUCCUGGCCUAACUGAAGUCAGUGAGAGUUAUGCCAUUGCCUUUGGGGCCAAGAUUUCACCCCAAACAUUUAACAGAUGUAAUAUUCAGUAGAAAUGGGCCAGAAAUGUAAAGUCCAGAUAGUGAUCUGAGAUUCCCAAAGUCCAGGUGUCUAUAGAUCCAAAUGUUUUGUUUGGGCCCACCUCAAAUACUAACUGUAAAUGUAUACAUCUGGGAACAAUGAAUGUAGGACAUAUUUACAAGAUGAAGGACUCUAUCUUUGGAAGCAGUGACUGCUCUUUGAUUUGGGGGUUCUGGUGGUUGAUCCGCUGAUAAUGAGCGCUCAGUGACAGUGUGAUCCUGUGGCCAAAAGAGCUAGUGUGAUCCUGGGAUGCAUGAACAGGAGAUUUCCAGUAGGAGUAAAGAGGUUAUUUUACCUCUGUAUUGGGCACUGGUGUGACCAUUGCUGGAAUACUGUAUCCAGUUCUGGUUUCCACAGUUCAAGAAUUAUGUUGAUAAAUUGGAGAGGGUUCAGAGAAGAGCCACAAGAAUUAGUAAAAAAUUAGAAGAUAUACCUUAUAGUGAUAGACUCAAGGAGCUCAAUCUAUUUAGCUUAACGAAGAGAAGGUAAGGGAUGACUUGAUUGCAGUCUAUUCAUUCCUACAUGGGGAACAAGAAUUUAAUAAUGGGCUCAAAGAUAUAAUAUGAUCCAAUAGCUGGAAGCUGAAGCUAGACAAAUUCAGACUGGAAAUAAGAUGUAAAGUUUUUUACAGUGAGAGUAAUCAUUGGAACAACUUACCAAGGUCAUGGUUUAUUCUCUAUCAUUAACAAGAUUGAAUGUUUUUCUCAAGGAUCUGCUCUAGGAAUUAUUUUGGGGACGUUCUAUGGCCUCGGUUUUCUGGCCUUUGAAUCUAUGAACUUCACUUUUAUACUAGCAAAAGACUGUGGAAAGGAACCAAAGUUUUUUAAAUAGUACCCACUGAAAUAAAUUAGGGAGGUUACCUGUAACAUGUGGGGUACUCUUGCCUCCCUUCACCCUUUAUUCCUCUUUCCCAGAGAACUAAUGAGAGAUCUUAUAAUACACAGAAAAAUAAACGGAAAACUGUCUCCCAUUGUCCAAGUGGUGAAAAACUUCAGUUUGAUGCCUCUUCUGAAAUAAAACAAGAAGUGUUUAAUAUUUUUAUUCUGAGUUUUACGUUAAUGCUCACGUAACUGGUACUGUAAUUUAAAUCUGGUUACGUUUUUGCAAUAGACAAAACUAAGCAACUCUUCCCGUUGAUAGUAUAAAAAUGAUUGGUCCAUGUCUGUUUGAAAUAAUCAGAACUCUAUGUAUGCUUUUUCUUACAUUGCCAUGUAGUCUGACAUUGAAUCAGUCACUACCCCACAAUCACUAUUUUUCAGAUUGUAAGCUUCCUUUAAAAUUCAUUUAGUUAUACAGAGCCUUACAAACAUGACCUAAGACUAGUAUAGUACAGUUUUGUCUUCCUGAGUCUGCAGGCAGUCUGAAACAAUAACUCUGAGAAGUUUGAACUUGUCUCUGUUCAGCUCAGUGGGGUCUGAACUCUGAUACCAAUCACAGUUGACAGCACUGACAUUUAUUUCAUGGCUUAUUAUUUUAUUAUAAAUCUACCCAGGAGCUUAGAAGUAUGAGGUGUCCCCUGUGCAGCUGGCAAAAGUUCUAGCUUCUCUCUGAUGCAAAUGGACUUAUUGCAUUUUCAGCACAAAAUUCUGUGACUGGCCACUCAACCUCGUCCAUGAUUAUAGGGGCCUUAAAACUACUGUGACAAUGCUGGGCAGUGCCUUCAUUUUCAGAGAGCUGCCAUUGGUCAUCUCUGACUCCCCAGCUGUUAGAUGACAAAGUAUAAAAAAGGAGGGGUAUCUUUGGGCAUCGUUUCUUGUGAUUUCACUCAUGCUAUAUGUAUAUAAUUUCUAAAGAACUUUGGGAUGACAGGUGCUAUAUAACAAAUGUAUAUUGUUGUUAUGAAUGACUAGGACUAGCUCUGUUAAAAUGACAGACUAUUUAAAUGUUAGAUAUAAUAAUUGAAAGGUGGAAACAUUGAUUUUUGUAGUAAUAAAUGGUGAACUGGGAAGACCACAGUGGGGAGUGGGUUUUUUAUUGGUUAUGUUUUUCUUGGGGGGCAAGGAGUGGCUGGCUUUUAAAGAGAAAAAAAUCUGUUGCCAAAAAGAGGAUGUCAUUCCUCCUUCACUGGUUUUAAAACAAUGGAUUUAAAUUAUGGGCUAGAUUUUGACACCCUUACUAAGGGAGAGUGGAAAUUUCCUUAGCAAAUGGUCCCAUUGAAAUCAGUAGGGCUACUCUCAAAGUAAGAUAUUACGCAGUAUGAAUAAGAGUGUUUGAAUUUGGAUCUGUAUGACGUUGCAAAUCCAGACUUCAGCGAGUUCUUUGUUAGAUGGUGAUUGACUCUUAUUUAAAGAUUUAGAAGCGUUUUCUCUCCCUUUUAAAUGUUUCCUGUGUCAUUUUUCAGCAAGACAUUUCUUGCAUGUUGUUUUUUGUAAGUUUAACUGAUUCAAAAUGUCAUUUGAGUGACAGCUCUGUCUGUACAGAGUAAUCUUUACAUUUUUUCUGUAAAAUUAUGAUUAUUAAUAGUUUAUAUAAUAGUACAUUAAAGCUACUUGUAACUUG
Molecule: messenger RNA, 8188 nt
Organism: Gopherus flavomarginatus (Mexican gopher tortoise)
Lineage: Eukaryota; Metazoa; Chordata; Testudines; Testudinidae
Gene: VWA3A
Product: von Willebrand factor A domain containing 3A
Exons: 33
Coding region: 458-4045 (1195 amino acids)
Source: RefSeq, a predicted model, not a curated record